AUGAGCCAACAUCUUUCACUACCUAAAGAUAAAAUUCGUUUCUUGUUGUUAGAGGGCGUUCAUCAAAACGCAAUCGACACGUUAAAUGCUGCCGGAUAUACCAAUAUCGAUUACCGUAAAACUGCGCUUGAGGGUGAAGCGUUGAAAGAAGCGGUUAAAGAUGCACACUUCAUUGGUAUUCGUUCCCGUACACAAUUAACUGAAGAAGUCUUUGCAGCUGCGAAUAAAUUGAUCGCAGUGGGUUGUUUCUGUAUCGGAACAAACCAAGUGAAUUUAAAUGCAGCCAUGAUUCGUGGUAUUCCUGUAUUUAACGCACCAUACUCAAAUACUCGUUCAGUUGCUGAAUUGGUUCUUGCAGAAUCAAUUCUUUUACUUCGUGGUGUGCCUGCUAAAUCUGCUUCAACUCACCGCGGUGGUUGGAACAAGUCUGCGGUAGGUUCAUUUGAAACGCGUGGUAAAACUUUAGGUAUCGUGGGUUAUGGCUCUAUUGGUUCUCAACUUUCAGUUUUAGCUGAAAGCAUGGGUAUGCACGUCAUUUAUUAUGAUGCUGUGACUAAGCUUCCUAUGGGUAAUGCACGUCAAGUGGGUUCUUUAGAUGAACUACUUGCAAAUGCAGAUGUUGUUACACUGCAUGUACCCGAUGUUCCUUCAACUCGUAACUUCUUUGCAAAAGCUCAAUUUGCGAAAAUGAAAGAAGGUUCAAUCUUCAUCAAUGCUGCACGUGGUACAUGUGUUGUUAUUGAAGAUUUGGCAGAUGCGAUUAAAUCUGGUCAUAUUGCUGGUGCAGCUGUUGACGUAUUCCCGAAAGAACCUAAAGCCAAUGGUGAAGAAUUUGUUUCUCCACUUCGUGGUCUAGACAAUGUGAUUUUAACACCUCACGUUGGUGGUUCAACCAUGGAAGCGCAAGCUAACAUCGGUCUAGAAGUUGCUGAAAAAUUUGUUGCUUAUUCAGAUAAAGUAAACUUCCCUGAAAUCGCACUUCCAUUGACUGAAGGUAAACACCGUUUACUACACAUCCAUAAAAACGUGCCAGGCGUGUUAUCUAAAAUUAACAAUCUGUUCGCUGAACAUGGUAUCAACAUUUCUGGUCAGUCAUUAAUGACUAAAGGUGAUGUCGGUUACUUGGUGAUGGAUGUAGACGCAACUGCAUCUCAAGAAGCGCUUGAUACCCUUCAUGAAGUUGAAGGCACAAUCCGCGUUCGCGUAUUGUUCUAA
Molecule: messenger RNA, 1215 nt
Organism: Oppiella nova
Lineage: Eukaryota; Metazoa; Arthropoda; Arachnida; Sarcoptiformes; Oppiidae
Source: the annotation of a GenBank genome assembly